Messenger RNA from Alternaria burnsii, 1284 nucleotides. RefSeq lists its product as uncharacterized. The transcript is spliced from 3 exons. The record is from RefSeq and is a predicted model, not a curated record. Gene Ontology annotation, molecular function: ubiquitin protein ligase activity; ubiquitin conjugating enzyme binding; zinc ion binding. Gene Ontology annotation, biological process: protein polyubiquitination; ubiquitin-dependent protein catabolic process; positive regulation of proteasomal ubiquitin-dependent protein catabolic process. The coding region runs from base 1 to 1284 and encodes 427 amino acids. Gene Ontology annotation, cellular component: ubiquitin ligase complex; cytoplasm. NCBI's taxonomy places the organism in Eukaryota, Fungi, Ascomycota, Dothideomycetes, Pleosporales, Pleosporaceae.
AUGGCAAUGAAGGAAAAGAAGAAGCGAGACACUCGCCACAGAUCUGAUGCCGUCAAACAGUGUUCGUCUUUGUCUUCAAGUGAGACUCAACAAGCUGCGCCAACAUCCGGACCAGAACACAACCCAUCGCCACUGAUGCCACCAUCAAUGCCUCCCACGCCCCAGCGUCAACAACCAGACGAUGAGGACGAUGAGAACGAUGAGGACGAUUUGUACUCUUCGCCUCCGCCCGAUCCUGUACCUUCGAUGCAGUCCGCCACAAUUCUAAAUCCGAAGGAACAGUCAGACGAAUAUGACGUCGAAAUCGUUGAGAGCGUAUUUCCUGAUUUCGAAAUUUUGAUGCAAGAAUCACCGUCCCAGGCUUCGACGGGAGCCCCUCCCUUGAUGUUUAGACACCUCUCUCCUCAAGCGUUCCGGGAGACCUUCCAGGAAAGGACCAAUGAUAAGAAGAGAGCAGAGACAAACAACAACAACGCCCCUGGAAAGUCUACUAGAACCAUGUUGUGGAAGCAGCCGAAAGAGAGGGUGUGUAGUGUCUGUGCAGAGAUGCUACCAUGGCAGCACUUUCCAAGGUUUGCAGAUUGCGAGCAUGAUCCUGACGUUUGCGAUGAAUGCUUUCUUCUGUGGCUCAAGCAACAAAUGGAAAGUGUGACCAACGUUCUUUGUCCUUCAAGUGGAUGCAGUUGCACAAUCACUCACGAAGAUGUGCGCAAGAACACACCACAAGAUGUAUUCACUCGGUUCGACGAAUUGUCUAUGCGUACUCUUCUUAGUGCCGACAAAAACUUUCUUUAUUGUCAUGCUGAAGGAUGCUCAUCGGGCCAGAUCCACGAUACCGGGAUAGAAGGUCCCAUCUUUCGUUGCGCAGCAUGUGGCUAUCGUAUGUGUACUGCACACGAUCCUAUUAUACCUUUCCACGAGAAUGAAAGUUGCACACAGUAUAGCGCGCGUAUCGCUCGGGAGAUAGCCCAGGCCGAGGAGGAAGAAAGAGCCAGGACUCAACAAGAAGAAGAGGCUAGAGUCAGAAGAGAGCAAGAAGCAGCGAGCGCGGCUGAGGUCGCAAAGUCUUCAGUCGGAUGCCCAGGUUGUGGGGUGCAGAUCCAGAAGACCGAAGGCUGCGAUCAUAUGACUUGUCGCCGAAGCAAUUGCAGAUUCGAAUUCUGCUACGUUUGUCGAGCACCAUAUGCUGGCAGGCAAGGCGUUCGUCAAAUUGGUAACACGGCGCACAACGAAAGCUGUCGAUAUCAUCCGACAAAGCUGCCGGUGUACCAGGGCACUGCUUGA